GUGCAAAGGUCGGGCGCCGGCGGCCGGCGGCGGCUGCGGAAGCGGCGCCGGCGGCUGGCAGACCCCGCGUUCCCGAGGCUGCCGCGAUGGAGCUGCGCGCGUGAAGGAGCCGGAGCGAUGGAAACGGUCGUCAUCGUGGCCAUCGGCGUGCUGGCCACCAUCUUCCUGGCUUCUUUCGUGGCGCUGGUCGUGGUUUGCCGGCAGCGCUACUGCCGGCCCAAGGAUCUGCUGCACCACUAUGACACCAAGCCCAUCGUGGAUCUCAUCGGGGCCAUGGAGACGCAGUCGGAGCCCUCCGAGCUGGAGCUGGACGACGUGGUGAUCACCAACCCCCACAUCGAGGCCAUCCUGGAGAACGAGGACUGGAUCGAGGACGCCUCGGGCCUGGUCUCGCACUGCAUCGCCAUCCUGAAGAUCUGCCACACGCUGACGGAGAAGCUGGUGGCCAUGACCAUGGGCUCGGGGGCCCGCGUGAAGUCGCCCGCCAGCCUCGGCGAUAUCAUCGUGGUGGCCAAGCGCAUCAGUCCCAGGGUGGAUGAUGUGGUGAGAUCCAUGUACCCGCCGCUGGAUCCCAAACUGCUGGAUGCGAGGACCACGGCGCUGCUGCUCUCCGUGAGCCACCUCGUCCUGGUGACGCGCAGCGCCUGCCACCAAACCAGCGGCAUGGACUGGAUCGACCGGUCCCUGUCGGCGGCCGAGGAGCACGUGGCGGCGCUGCGGGAAGCGGCGCUGGCCGCCGAGCCGGAGCGGGCGCUGCCGGGCGCCGACGGCGGCUUCCUGCAGGAGCAGUCGGCUAUCUGAGGGCGGCCGCGGCCCCCCGCCGCCCUUCCCCGGCGUCCCCCCCCCCGCCCCGAGCAAUAAACGGCUCCCG
Rhea pennata is the source of this 871-nucleotide messenger RNA. It is a transcript of the gene TMEM98, whose product is annotated as transmembrane protein 98. The transcript is spliced from 7 exons. The record is from RefSeq and is a predicted model, not a curated record. Gene Ontology annotation, cellular component: endoplasmic reticulum. Lineage: Eukaryota; Metazoa; Chordata; Aves; Rheiformes; Rheidae. The coding region runs from base 118 to 801 and encodes 227 amino acids.